GGUGUGUUCAAAAACAUGGCCUCUCAGGAAGUCCAGAGUUUCUUCCAGCCUAUUUCCUCCUGGAUGUCUCGGGUCUGUGAGGCUGUCCAACAAGCAGGAGACUCCUUAUCGUCUUCCUUGAUCAACCUGGGGAGCAAAACAGAUCAGCAUCCCAUCGAAGAAGGGGACAAGGGCUUGGAAGACAGUGACGGGCCUUAUGAACGUUACUCUGAAGCUUCAGACGAUGGAAGCACCUUUAGCCAGGAGAGUGAGGACGAGGGAGAAAGGAGCAGCCCCACUUUUUCAGAGCAAUAUCUCGAUGAUGAUUCCUUGACAUUCUGUGGACUCUCUCCAAGCUACAGGGGCCAGCAACCUAUGGCAACCAUCCCGGAGGAAGAGGAGCACUUCCAUUCCAAGGAGAUCAAGAACCUUCCACAUAACUGGGAUGUGAAUAGUUACGGGAAGGACGAAGAUCUAACGACCUCCUCGGACAGCGACGAUGAGGUGAUUAAGCAGUUUGAGAUCUCUGUUUCACGUUCACAGAGCUUUUGGUCGGGAGUUUCCGAGAAAGGGACCCAAGUGGGUUUGGAGCACAGGCCAAAAUUCAACCGCUUGCUGUCGAACCAUGAAGAGUACAGUUCUGAGGCCUCUGAAUGCGAAGAUCUUGAUGGGUUCAGCCAACUGAGUUACCAAGACAACCUCUCUUAUCACGAAGAUGACCAUCUAUCGCUUGAUUCAAGAACUGCAUCAGAGAGCAGGGGCUCUGGGCAACCCAAAGACCCCGAGCUGGAGGUUAAUGCGACACCCACCCUCAGCCGUCAAGAAACUGAAGGGAGCUUGGAAAUGGAGACGGCUUUUAGCAACCAAGGAUUCGAAGGGAAUGACGCAACUGACAGCUCCUCGGCCUGGAGUCCAGAGGAUCGUGAAGGAGCAAGUGCCCUUCCAGCUCAUCCAAGCACCCACGAGCCAAUUUCCAAAUGCGGUGACCUCGACGUCCUCUUCGAUUAUAAGUCCGCGAGCCAAAAGCUGCUAGUGACUGUCCUGGAGGCGAAGGGUAUCCCCGACAAGGACCGCAGCGGAGCCAGUUCCUGGCAGGUGCACACGGUCCUGAUGCCCAGCAAGAAGCAGAGGGGGAAGACCAGCAUCCAGCGAGGUCCUAACCCCGUAUUCAAGGACAAGGCGACCUUCACUAAGUUGGCACCUGAGGAGCUGGGCAGCUAUGCUCUCCGAUUCCGGCUCUACUCCAUCCGUAAAAGGAUCAAAGAGAGGAUGAUGGGGGAGCAGUUGUUUUAUCUCAGCAACCUGAACCAGGAGGGGGAAAUUAAGGUUGCACUGGUUCUAGAGCCACGGAGCAACUUGUGUAGUGGGGGCUCUCAGAUAAGUCUCUCUGCCAUCUCUCACAGCGACAGCGCUUCUUCCACCCAGUCCCUGUCGCAUGGAGGGGUUCCAGAGCUGCUGGUUGGGCUCUCCUACAAUGCCACGACGGGGCGACUGUCCGUAGAAAUGAUCAAAGGCAGCCACUUCCGGAAUCUUGCGAUUAACAGGCCGCCUGACACUUAUGGAAAGCUCUGCCUUCUCAACUCAGUGGGCCAGGAGAUGUCUCGCUGCAAGACGUCCCUCCGCCGGGGACAGCCAAAUCCCGUCUACAAAGAGACUUUCGUCUUCCAGGUUGCCUUGUUCCAGCUGUCGGACGUCACGCUGAUGAUCUCCAUCUACAACCGCCGCAGCAUUAAGCGCAAGGAGAUGAUUGGCUGGCUCUCCAUGGGCCAGAACAGCAGCGGGGAGGAGGAGCUAAGUCACUGGCAGGAAAUGAAAGAGUCCAAGGCUCAUCAAGUGUGCAGGUGGCAUACGCUCCUGGAAUCCUAAGGGAAACCUCAGUCCUCCCAGUGCAGCCGGUGCUGGUUAUCUCUACCCAAGGCUCA
Rhineura floridana is the source of this 1901-nucleotide messenger RNA. It is a transcript of the gene SYT16, whose product is annotated as synaptotagmin 16. The record is from RefSeq and is a predicted model, not a curated record. The transcript has 6 exons. Lineage: Eukaryota; Metazoa; Chordata; Lepidosauria; Squamata; Rhineuridae. Bases 16 to 1845 code for a protein of 609 amino acids.